AUGGGCCAUCUCCACAUCUCCUCCUCUUCGUGCUCCUCCUCCACGGCGUCGGAGGAAUCCAUUUAUUCUUCCGCCGCCGCCGACCUGUACAGACAGCUCCUCGCCGGCGAGAAGAGCGGCGGCGGGAGCGCCAAGCGAUCCCGCGAUGAGUGGGAGCAGCUGGUGACCGUCUUCCGCCACUUCUCCAAGUCCGGCUGGGCCUCCGACCAGGCCCUCGCCAUCUACAUCCCCGCGUCCUUCUUCCCCACCGCCGCCCACCGCUUCCGCAGCUUCGUCUUCAAGCUCAUCGGCGACGGCCACUUCUCCCGCCUCCUCUCCCUCGGCCCCUCCCCCGCCGCGGACCGCUUCCUCUUCCCGGCCUUCGCCGACUUCUGCCUCGCCGAGUUCCCGGAGCAGAUGAAGAAGCACCGCCUACUGGUCUCCUCCGCGGACCUCACUUCCCCCCAAACCUGGUUCCCCUUCGCCCGCGCCAUGAAGCGGCGCAUCGUCUACCACUGUGGACCCACCAACAGCGGCAAGACCUUCAACGCGUUGCAGAGAUUCAUGGAGGCCGAGAAGGCCGUCUACUGCAGCCCCCUGCGGCUGCUGGCAAUGGAGGUCUUCGACAAGGUCAACGCCACGGGCGUCUACUGCAGCCUGCUCACCGGGCAGGAGCACAAGGCCGUGCCCUUCUCCCGCCACACCGCCUGCACCGUGGAGAUGGUCUCCACGGAGGAGCUCUACGAGGUGGCCGUGAUCGACGAGAUCCAGAUGAUGGCGGAUCCCACCCGAGGCUGCGCCUGGACCAGGGCCCUGCUAGGGCUCAUGGCCGACGAGAUCCACCUCUGCGGCGACCCGAGCGUGCUGGCCAUGGUGAGGAAGCUCUGCGCGGACACCGGGGACGAGCUGGUGGAGAAGCACUACCAGAGGUUCAAGCCGCUGGUGGUGGAGGCGCUGACCCUGCGCGGGGACCUGAGGAACGUCCGCGCCGGGGACUGCAUCGUCGCCUUCUCCAGGAGGGAGAUCUUCGAGGUGAAGCUCGCCGUGGAGAAGUUCACCGCGCACCGCUGCUGCGUCAUCUACGGCGCGCUGCCGCCGGAGACUCGCCGGCAGCAGGCGGGGCUGUUCAACGAGGAGGGCAACCAGUACGACGUCCUCGUGGCCAGCGACGCCGUUGGCAUGGGGCUCAACCUGAACAUCCGCAGAGUCGUCUUCUACUCCCUCUCCAAGUACGACGGCGAGAAGGUCGUCCCCGUCGGAGCUUCUCAGGUUAAGCAGAUCGCCGGAAGGGCCGGCCGGCGGGGAAGCCGCUACCCGGACGGCCUGGUCACCACAUUCCAGUCCGGCGAUCUCCCUUACCUCGUCGACUGUCUCCGGCGGCCAUUCGAGGAGGUGAAGCAGGUGGGCCUCUUCCCCUUCUUCGAGCAGGUGGAGCUCUUCGCCGGACAGUUCCCGGAGCUGCCGUUCCCCCAGCUACUGGACAAGUUCCGGCAGAGCUGCCGCCUCGACGGGGCCUUCUUCCUCUCCCGCCAUGACCACGUCAAGAAGGUGGCCAACCUGCUGGAGAGGGUGGAGGGGCUCUCCCUCGUGGACCGCUUUAACUUCUGCUUUGCCCCCGUGAACAUCCGGGACCCCAAGGUGAUGCACCACCUGGUGAGGUUCGCCAUGAAUUACAGCUUGAAGAAGCCCGUGGGGAUCUCGCUUGGCAUGCCCAGGGCCUCUGCGCGCAGCGACGCGGAGCUUCUGGACCUCGAGACCAAGCACCAGGUGCUCUCCAUGUAUCUGUGGCUCUCUCACCAUUUCAAGGAGGAGACCUUCCCGCAGGCGGAGAAGGCGCAGACCAUGGCCGCCGGCAUUGCGGACCUCCUCGGGAAGUCGCUCGCCAGGGCUUGCUGGAAGCCCGAGCCCCGUUUGCAGCGAGACCAGAGCCGGCGGCGCCGCCCCAAAGAGGAGGGGGAGGAAGAAGACGAGCUUCAUCUAGCAGAGGAUGAAUACGGCGGCGGCGGCGGCGACGACGAUGACCGCAGGGGGAGCGGCGGCUACUACGACCGGCCCAGGUCGCUGAUCCCAUUGUUUCAGAGGUGAGCGUCCUGCCCUAAUUUUUUUUCUCGAUUGGUCUGGCGACCACCCUCGAUUUUUUUCGACGAAUCACGUCUCGAAGAACUUCUGGGUGCUUCACUCUGUUCCCAAAAACUAGGAAAAUAAUUAUCUUUUUUCCUUUUCUGGGGGCAUCUUGCCGUCUUCUUCCUCAGAAAUCGCCAAGAACUUGCUGCUUGCGACUGAAAAUCUGCUUUGUUUUUUCUUGGGUGCUCGAAACCGUUUCUUGAUGUUGGUGGGUUGUCUUCUUUGUCAGCAGAAAACGCAAGAGGAAGCCUCUCACGACGUCCUCUGCUCCGAGAGUGACCACGUAG
Spirodela intermedia is the source of this 2390-nucleotide messenger RNA. The record is from the annotation of a GenBank genome assembly. NCBI's taxonomy places the organism in Eukaryota, Viridiplantae, Streptophyta, Magnoliopsida, Alismatales, Araceae.